Molecule: messenger RNA, 939 nt
Organism: Quercus lobata
Lineage: Eukaryota; Viridiplantae; Streptophyta; Magnoliopsida; Fagales; Fagaceae
Product: toll/interleukin-1 receptor-like protein
Exons: 2
Coding region: 1-939 (312 amino acids)
Biological process (GO): defense response; signal transduction
Molecular function (GO): ADP binding
Source: RefSeq, a predicted model, not a curated record
AUGGCCACCCAGAUCAACGACGGAGCUUCCUCUUCUUCUUUCUCUCCCCAAUUCACCUAUGAUGUUUUCUUAAGUUUCAGAGGUGAAGACACCCGCUAUAAUUUUACAAGUCAUUUAUAUCAAGCUUUAUGUGAUAAGGGUUUUAACACCUUUAUUGACAAUGAACUUCCAAGAGGAGAAGAAAUUUCAAUGGAACUUCUUAAAACUAUUGAAUUGUCAAAGAGUUCGGUUGUUUUGUUCUCUGAAAAUUAUGCAUCUUCUAGUUGGUGCUUAGAUGAACUUGUAAAGAUUCUUGAGUGGAGGAAUAACGGACUAUUCGUUCUACCUGUAUUUUACAAAGUGGAUCCGUCAGAAAUUCGUAAACAAAAGGGAAAGUUUGGAGCAGCGCUAACUCAACAUGAAGAAAAUUUGAAGGAUAAUGUGGAGAAGGUUCAGAGGUGGAGGACUGCUUUGAUUAAAGCAACUGGCUUGUCUGGGUUGCAUUACAAGGAGGGUUGUAAUGAAUCUGAAACUCAAUUUAUCCAAAGAAUUAUUAAAGAGAUAUCAGUUACUAAAUUGAAUCGCACUCAGUUAUUUGUUACUGAACACCCAGUUGGAAUAGAAUCUCGUGCGGAUGCUAUACAAUCUCUUUUAGAUUUGAAGUCAAAUGAUGUUCGCAUGGUAGGGAUUUAUGGUCUUGGAGGAGUAGGUAAGACUACAAUUGCAAAGGCUAUUUAUAACAGAAUCGCUAAUUGUUUUGAAUUGAGUUACUUUCUAGAGGAUGUCAAAGAAAAGUCGAGUACAAAUGAUGACAUGAUCAAACUACAAGAGACGCUUCUUUCUAAGAUCUCACGGGGCAUGUAUAUAAAGGUAGACAGUGUACCCGAAGGAAUUAUCAUGAUAAAGGAAAGACUUUGUCUUACAAGAUUUCUUUUAAUUCUUGACAAUGUGGCUGAAUAA